Sphaeramia orbicularis (orbiculate cardinalfish) is the source of this 1106-nucleotide messenger RNA. RefSeq names its product Purkinje cell protein 4a (gene pcp4a). NCBI's taxonomy places the organism in Eukaryota, Metazoa, Chordata, Actinopteri, Kurtiformes, Apogonidae. Gene Ontology annotation, cellular component: cytoplasm. The record is from RefSeq and is a predicted model, not a curated record. Gene Ontology annotation, molecular function: calcium ion binding; calmodulin binding. The transcript has 4 exons. Bases 126 to 350 code for a protein of 74 amino acids.
GCGCGAGGCUGCCGCUGCCGCCGCCGCUAUAAAAGCCGCAUCUCAGAGCGCAGCAUCACGGAGCGGACCGUAGCCACCUCCAUCCAGCAGAGCCGGAGCCCAGCGCACACUCCCGCAGCGCAGCCAUGAGUGAGAGACAAGCAUCUGGAGCAAUGACUGGAAACAGCAAACCAUCUGCUGCACAAGGGCUUCAAGGUCAACAGAAGGUCGCGUCUAAACACGACAAGAAGAACAACGUCCCCCAGGACUUCGACAUCGACAUGGACAACCCGGAGACGGAGAAGGCGGCCGUCGCCAUCCAGUCCCAGUUCAGGAAAUUCCAGAAAAAGAAGCAGGACGUGAAGUCGUAAAAGCGGCGUCCGUCCAGCGUCCAGCCGUCCGUCCGUCCGUCCGUCUGAAUUCACCUGAUGUGGGCGUGGUCUUGCAUGUCAAUUAAAAAGCACCGUCAUGAACUCAAACAACAAAAAAGGAAAGGGCGGGGCGGGAUUUUCAGGGGUGGUUUGGGGGGUUAAAUAGUACUGUUGUGGAAGUCUGUGUGUUAUUUAACAUAUAUAUGAGAUGAUAUAUAAACUAUGAGUGUGCGUAUGUAAAACUUUCCUAUAAUUUUGGUAUUUGUUUUUUUUAUCGAAUACUUUACAGUAGCUCUGAAAGUGUUGAUAGUUUUUCUUAUGUCAUAUUCAGUGUAAAAUACUCAUGGGAAUUAAAACAAACGCCCCAUAAAUACAUGGUUUCACUCUUAAUUGUAGUUCAGGAGGAAUAUAAAAGCCAAGUUUACUGAUAUUUUAUGGACCGAUGCUGAUCAUAAUCAAAGUAGAAGUCUGUCAACGUGAGCUCGUACCAUGUUUUAAAGCCAAACUCUGUGUGGCCUCCAUCGCAUCCUUACGUUAAACGACAUAAACCCUCUUAGUUGUGUCUUUACAUCGUUGCUAACCGUUGUGUUUGUUUCUGUUUUUUUGUUCCGGUGUGAUUUGAACGAACCCUUCGCUCUGUUUGUUACACGUGUCCUGUACAAGCACACAGUACUGCAUGCACGCUUGCACAGAAUCACACACAUCUACACAAACACGCAUACAGGGAAAUAAAUAAAUAAAAGAUGUGGAAACGGA